UGUGAUGGAAAGACGCAGCCAUCCACAGCACAGCCAGUGUUAUUCAGGCCAACUCAUAUACCAUAGCUGCUUGCAUAAGACUGUUAAAUCUUAAUGUUCUCUCAGAGGAAAGUUGGCCGUCACUGCGCAUGAGCAAACAAAGGCACUCUUGAUGAAUAUUCCAGCAGAUAGGCUGCAGGGUGUUUGUGUGUGUGUGAGUGCGUGCGUGUGUGUGUGAGUGUGUGUGUCUGCCACUUACCGUCCACUGAGGUCAGUCUGUAGGCUGUGUGUGUGUGUGUUGGCUUAAAUAAUGCACAUCUACUUAUCAUUCAGGAGUUUAAACCCUAACGUAGGCCAUAACGUUGGUAUACCUUCCUUCACAGGACAGUGUGUGUGUGUGUGUGUCUGUGUGUGUGUGGAUUAUAACAGACUUCUAAUCUUUCUGUCUGGGUUGUGACUGGAGGACAAGAAUGAAUGUCUGUUGUUUAAUCAAUCACACGAACACUGCGGCUUUUUUCCAAAUGUCACCCAGACUUAAUGGGCUGUUUACUCAUUAAUCUGCAUCCAGAGGGAGUAUGCCGGCAAGGAGUGAAUUAUAAAUGAAUGUUUGUCCUGCUAAUGCAGGAGGACAGCCGGGGAGACGAAUAAGAGUAAUCUUAUAUACCAUACUCAUAACCCAGCUGAACGUUCGGCGCAGGGCAGACGGCUACAUUAUAGGUUCAUUUUCUAACCCCACCAUAAAUAACAAUCAGGCACGAUGUUGUUUCAUUAUCUAAUUUACUUUGAUUCAUGGCCCUGGUAAAAUGAGCCUUCAUACAAAACCACUAUGACUGACUGGUGAAGAAGAAGUCAAAUCAUCAGGGUCGUCUCAUCUCCAGGAAACUUUUAAACAAAGGCCGGAAACACACACACACGGUAAAGUAUGACUAGUUGAAGGUUAAGUUAUUCAUAUCAGUAAUAAAGGAAAAGCAAAAAGACAAAGCCUUUGGCUUUUUUGCUGUCAUUCUCAUAAAGGAAGUACAUUUACAGUAUAUACAGUGUAUUGUAUAAAAAUUAUAACAUUUAAUGUUUAAAAGCAGAAAUUAAAUGUUGUAUUUAUGCCAUUUUGUUAUAUUUAAUAAUGUGUUAUGGUCAUUUUAUUAGUGAGUCAGUAUAACCACGCCUUACCUUCCACACGUGUGUGAUGGAACAGCAUCUCAUCAGUUCUAAGACAUACAGCAGACGUUGCACGUUCUACGCUGCAGAAAUGUCGCAGCUUCCCAAUUGAAGGGUUUCGUAUGAGGUACGUAAGAACCGCCGCGAGAAUGUUUGUUUAAACAAGCGAGUUAGCCUUGGUCGUGAUCGUCAAGGCGACGUCAUCAUCGUGCCACGGUCUGUUGUGAGCGAUGAAGCCGUGUUUAAUGAACCUCGGUUAAACCUGACGGGCAGUAACCCCGGGGUUGCCUUAUUAAUGUGUCUGUGUGUCUGUUGUUCUGUCCUAGAGAGAUAAGAUGAACUUGUACCAGGCUGAUGUGCAGAUAUCGUUCAAACUCUGAGCUGCACCGUAUUCUCUGAACCAAAGACCAGGCCGUUCCACCAAGAGCCCAAGUCUCCAGACUUCAUGCGGGUGUGGACCAACUUUCCUGUGGGUCUGUUUUUUACCAGUUAAUUAUCAGAUCUUCAGCAUCCUUCCUUAAUGAAGACACAGUCACAUUGGAUGUGAUUCUACUGAAACCUGAGAAGCAGUGAUGACUUUUAAAGACGCAGUGAGAAGACUCUUCCUCCUUCUCGUCUGUGUGCCAGGGACAGAGGGGGCAGAUGGCUGGACUGUAACCUACCACAAUACUACUAGUUGUGCUUUAAAAGGAUCAACAGUUGAGAUAACCUGCACCUUCCAUCACCAACUCGGAAUAAAUGACCGUGGUGUUACAGCCAAGCACACAUUCUGGUUUAGAAAGCAGCAGGACAAUCAACGCGUGGAUCUGAGGACAAACAGGACGUACAUAGGACGUGUGAGGUAUCACUGUGACAGUGAUCGCUGCUCUCUGAGCAUCAAUGACCUGAGAGAGAGCGACGCUGCCGUGUACGUGUUCGGAUUGAUCACCAGCCAAGGCUCUGAAGUGGCCGGUGAACCUGGAGUCACUCUGACUGUCACAGAUUUACAGGUGACAAAGAACCAAAACAACAAUCACAUGUGUCAAUCCAGGUGUCCUGUUUCGAAUCCUUCCUACAUCUGGUACAAGGAUGGAGAAAAAAUACAGGGAAAACCUGACCAAACCUCUUACAGGACCACCUCAUGUGCAUUACAAGGAUUGGAGAAAUUCCCAUCACCACCUGAGUGUAACUCAGGAAAUUCAUGUGCCACAGUGGUUAAUGUCGAGAGAAGCAUCUGUGCCUUUACAGGCUCCUCUGUGGACAUCUCUGGGAUUUUCUACAGUGAUUAUUAUUAUAAGUUAUCUCCUUUAUGGUUUGUUGCUGAAAGGGAACAGCAAAAAUGGGACAUACCAGGCAAUGUGUACCAGAGAAAAGCUCGGUUUCAAGGUUUUGCCAGAAACGGACAGUUAAGACUGAGAAUUACUAACCUGGCAGAGAGCGAUUCAGGAGAGUAUCGUUUUGGAUAUAAAACCUAUUCAAGGACAUACAGUUUCCCAGGCACAACUCUGACAGUCAAAGAUCCAGACCUAAAGGUGGAGGUAAUCUGGACGUCGACUGGCGGAACACUGGUCUGUCAGAGCAGCUGUCCUUUCUCUGACCGUUACUCUUUCUACUGGUAUAAGAAUAACAGACCAAUCUACAGAGAAACUUCUCCAGUUCUCAAAGGACAUGCUUUUUCUGAAGGUCGUUAUUCCUGUGGUUUUGAGAGAUACCAUUCCAGGGAAGUCUAUGCUCCGAGAAUUCCCACAGUGAGUCGCAAUAAAGAGGUAGUAGAGGGCAGUUCAGUGAAUCUGACCUGUAGUACUGAUGCUAACCCAGCAGCUACUUACACCUGGCACAGAAGCAAUCAGUCACUGGUCAGCCCACAGUCACUGUUUCACAUGUCGUCAGUGCAGUUGUCCGACUCUGGGGAUUAUUACUGCACAGCUGAGAAUGAGCUUGGAAAGACUAGGUCUCAGAUUGUCUCAAUUACAGUGACGUAUGGUCCAAAGUUCUCUGUGUUGUCAGUGAGUCCCUCUGGUGAGCUGGUGGAGGGCAGUUCAGUGACUCUGACCUGCAGCACUGAUGCUUACCCUGCUCCAUCGUAUACUUGGUACAAAGACAACCAAGUUCUGCGCCAGGGAUCUGUUCACUUUUAUAAUUUCUCCUCCAUCAGCUCUGAGGACAGUGGUGUCUACAAAUGUCAGACUGAAAAUCACAUCCAUCGAAAGAUUUCUCAGCUGGUGUCUUUGGAAAUCAAGAAAGCAUGGAAACAGAAAGCAACUGGUAUAAUAACUGGGAUUUUCCUGGCCUUCAUUCUGGCUCUCGUCAUCCUGUGGAUCUGUCGUGUGCGGGCAACGCAGGGAGCAGGCAGGACCCAAAUGCAGUACUGGAGAGACAACUUCUCACCGCUGUGUGCUCUCAGUUGCCCACGGCUGAAAAAGAAAGGCAAGCGAUCAGUCACAAAGCAUGGAGCAGAUGUUGACCAGAGAUCAUAUGAAGCACAGCGUGAACCUGCAGAGCAGCAGGGUGAACUUUUCUACUCCACCAUCUGCUUCUCACACGACCAUAACAAAGCCAUCUACUCCAAUGUUCAUUUACAGAAAGAGAAAGAAGAUGAGGUUGAGUACAGCUUUGUUCGACUAGAUGGACCAAGUCCACGGCACCAGGAGGACGUAUCUGCUCUUUACAGCACAGUAAACUAUAGAACCAAGUGAGAACAAUGUUCCCCUAAGGAACGAGUUCAUAUAAAAUCGUUACCCCUUGAGGGGUGCGUGAAGGCAUUUCAUCAUUUUGUUAGUUAUCCCACUGUAGGGAUGUUUCACACAACUGCAUUUUCAUUUGUUUGAUGAGAAUAACAUAUUUAGGAAUAAGAGUUUUCAUUUAAGUUCAGUGGGUGUCCUAUCUACAAUAGGUGGCGCUGUAGAAAGAGUUCAGCAACCUCUUCAUUAAAACUUCCCCUUUCUUUUUAAGUUACUGCUUACUGUAUAUGUUGGCCUUUUACCAAAGAUCAUGUCAUCGACUCCUUAUAGAACUGAGAAAAAGAAAACAUCCAGUGCAUGGAAUUUAAAUCGUCUUCUGUUUGUUUGUACAUUUCUCAGUUUAAUCAAUACUUUCCAAUGAACUGAUGAUCUAAAGUAUAUAACUGACAUGUGCACGCUGCAUAUUCUUAAUAAAAUCAAGUAAAAAAAUUAAA
This is a messenger RNA of Cynoglossus semilaevis (tongue sole), 4288 nucleotides long. RefSeq names its product hemicentin-2-like. The transcript has 12 exons. Bases 1707 to 3809 code for a protein of 700 amino acids. Lineage: Eukaryota; Metazoa; Chordata; Actinopteri; Pleuronectiformes; Cynoglossidae. The record is from RefSeq and is a predicted model, not a curated record.